CCGGUGCUGUUUACAGAGAGAGGCAGAUUUUCACUCCCGAAUAUCUCAAAAUCUAUCACAUCGGAAUCGUAAGUAGAGAAGAGUAGACGUGUCGCUUCGAACAGUCCAGGAUCCACAUCUUGGCUUUGUGAAAACAUGGAGGCAUCUCGUUGGGAUUGAUUAUAGCUUUCAAUCGUUCAAACUCCUGUUCCAGGGUGUGAAAAUUUUCCCAGCAAGAAGAAGGAGAAGAGGCGAGUAAAAGAGUUGCAGCAGUGUUACCAUCGUCAUCGCGAUAAUGGGGCACAAUGGUUCGUCGUACGGUUUGGUGUCGCUGGUUCUGGUGCUGCUCUGCGGUGGAUGUCCGGUCUACUCGAUGUCCCACGGGCUGAUGCCGCCGGAUAUCAGUUCUCGGGAGGCGGAGCUGUUGAAUAGUAACUUCUUCCAGCGGCUGCGGGAGAUGAUCAUGGAGCGGGCGUACGAGGAUGCGUUCAACGAGGUGCCGAACGAAGGGUCACAGCCAGUGAAGCCAGUCGACACCUCCCACCUGGACAGUCCACCCAAGCCGCGCGUUGUCGAGAACUGGCCCAUGGUGAGCCACGAGUUCGGCCAGGUAACCGCCGUAUCGAUCAACCGCGAAGGUAACCCGGUCAUCUUCCAUCGUGGCCGUCGCGUUUGGAGUGCUGAAAGUUUCAAUGAGACCAACCACUUCCAGCAAAUCUUGGACGGUCCCAUCGAAGACAGCACGAUCCUAACGCUGAGUGCCAAAACCGGCGAGGUGAUCGAUGAAAGUGGCGGUGGGAUCUUCUUCAUGCCCCACGGAAUGACGAUCGAUCGGAAUGGUAACAUGUGGCUAACGGACGUGGCACUGCAUCAGGCUUUCAAAUUUAUGCCCAACCAUGAUUAUCCCAGCAUCACGAUAGGGCGUCGCUUUGAGCCAGGUUCUUCCAGAAAUCACCUGUGCAAGCCAACGGCAACUGCCGUGGCCACAACCGGAGAGAUCUUCAUCGCCGACGGAUACUGCAACAGCCGGAUUCUGAAGUUCAAUGCAGCUGGCCGUUUGAUCCGGACUAUUCCGCAGCCACCGGAGUUCUUGUCGCUACAGGUUCCGCACGGAUUGACACUCCUGGAGCAUUUGGAUUUGAUCUGCAUAGCGGAUCGGGAGAACAUGAGAGUGGUUUGUCCGAAGGCCGGUCUUAAGUCUUCGUUCGGGGAAGGAACUCAGGCUGCAACCAUCCAGGAACCGGAUCUCGGACAUGUGUACGACGUGGCUGCCUACGGAGACCUGGUGUAUGCCGUCAACGGUCCAACAGCAGAUAUGAUCCCCGUUCGAGGCUUCACCAUCGAUCCUCGCUCGGAGACCAUCAUCGAUCACUGGGGAAAAUUUGAAAACCCUCACUCGAUCGCAUUCUGCCCGAACGGAUCCGCGAUGUACGUCACCGAAAUUGGACCAAACAAGGUUUGGAAGUUCGAACUGGUAUAAGGUGGACGAAGAGCUCGAGAGGAUCAACCAACCAUGUGAACCAAUCGCAAAUGUUUAUAGAAAUAAUUACCAACAAUGAGUAUAUCUUAUUCGUAUGAGCUGUCUACGCAAUUGGUAAGUAAUAUUCAUCAAUCUACGGAGUAGAAUUCCAGAACAAAUGAAACGAUGCGAGAUGCAACGGAGCGGAUGGGCAGCAGGAUGGUAACACCAGCAACCAUGGAACAACAUCAAUGAACUGUAACUACAUGAACAUAGAUUCCAGUCGUGUUAUUAUACUUUUUGAGUUAUUUAUAGCAAACAUUUUGGGGGUCAUCUUUAUCUCAUCCGUUGAGUUAAACCUGUUUCCUUAUCUUACUCCUUAUCACCUAGGUUCGGUUUAUGAAACCGAAUAAUUUAUACGCACUUAUUUGGUGUCCUUAGGCGACACGCCAUUGCAUUUUAAGCAAAUUUAUAUCCAGCGUUAGAGAAAUUAUGAGUGUUAGAACAUGUUGCGAUAUAUGAUACGUACAUUACAUAUUUAGUCGAUGUUGCCAGUUAUCUUACUGAUUGUAUUCUCUUCAAGCAGGAAAUAAAA
Molecule: messenger RNA, 2033 nt
Organism: Ochlerotatus camptorhynchus
Lineage: Eukaryota; Metazoa; Arthropoda; Insecta; Diptera; Culicidae
Gene: Pal2
Product: Peptidyl-alpha-hydroxyglycine-alpha-amidating lyase 2
Exons: 5
Coding region: 275-1459 (394 amino acids)
Biological process (GO): peptide metabolic process
Cellular component (GO): extracellular region; membrane
Molecular function (GO): catalytic activity; protein binding
Source: RefSeq, a predicted model, not a curated record